AUGAAUGUCCACAAAUUAUGGGAAUACAAGGAAUAUAUAAACAUAAAUGGGGUGAUGCUUUCUAGCGAGCUGAUAUCACUCUUGCAGAAUUCCCUUACACUACUCCAGGUUGAGAGCCACUUUAGCCAUGUUCAGUAUUGGGGACAGCUAUACGCCGUAGAUUCAGACUAUCAUAUAGCGGUCGGUAUAAACAACGAUGCCAUUUAUGACAGAAAAUAUUUUUACACAACCGACUUUAAAUUCUGGAGCCUCCUCCCUAAAGCAAAGAAAAAAUAUAAACACCUCUCUCUAUUGACUACUUUUCCUUUCCGUGGAGAUUCUUCAUUAAAAAUCAAAGUGUUAGAUGAAGCUUUGGAAGAAAAUAAUCCUGAAAGAUGUCAUGAAAUGAAAGAGGAAAGCAGGAUAGCAGCAACUAUAAGCAAUAUUUCUGACGAAGUAGAAAUAUGUGCAAGAGGCCAGCUUUUAAAGCAACCUGAUGGAACAGUGGUUAUUUCUCCAAAUUAUUAUGGGUUAACACUUCCAGAUGCGAAACUGCUCAAAUCCUACCUUCACAUUCGUCACCCACAACACCGUUGGAAUACUAAUUUAUUGACAAGGCCAGAUUAUAACUACAGUAUGGACUUUUUAGAUUCAAUCGAUCAAGAUAUUCCAAGUGGUUGUUGGAAUUUAUCUUUAGAGCAAAGUGGAAGUGUGGUGUAUUUAAAGAGUUUAUACUGGCCGGGUAUGAUGUAUUUUCAUAAAAUCAAGACUCCCGAUGCGGGUUUCUUGUACAUCGGUAAUGGGCGAAAAAACUUAGAUGUCCCGUUCCUACUU
This is a messenger RNA of Brenthis ino (lesser marbled fritillary), 813 nucleotides long. NCBI's taxonomy places the organism in Eukaryota, Metazoa, Arthropoda, Insecta, Lepidoptera, Nymphalidae. The record is from the annotation of a GenBank genome assembly.